AUGCAAGAUUACAUCAAAUUGGAGCAUAUGACGCUAGUAUACGGAGAGCAGUCAGAUGGAUAUUAUCUCCCGCAUCAUGCUGUAAUUAAACCAGGUAGUACCACCACCAAAACUCGCGUCGUAUUUGAUGCAUCGAACAAAACGGAUAAGGGAAUUUCUUUGAAUAGUCAAUUGAUGGUAGGGCCCACGAUCCAACCCAAACUGUUUGAAACCUUACUUCGUUUCAGGGCACACCUCUUCGUAAUGACAGCUGACAUCAAACAAAUGUAUCGACAAAUCUUAGUUCAUCCUGAUGAUCGACGCUUCCAGCGCAUUUUUUGGUAUAACAACAAUCAGAUUGAAACAUUCGAAUUAAACACAGUCACCAUUGGUGUCGCUUCGGCCCCUUACUUAGUAAUUAGAACUCUUCACAAGCUUGCAGAAGAUGAAAAACUUAACUUUCCGUUGGCUUUUCGUAUUUUAAGGGAAGACUUUUAUGUAGACGACCUGAUCACGGGUGCGGAUCCAUUGGAAAAUCUUCUGCAGGCUCGUGACGAGCUCAUAAAAGCAUUGCUGUGUGAAGGGUUCAUCAUCCAAAAAUGGAAUUCAAAUCACCCUCAGGUUUUGCGUGAUCUAGAAGAUCAAGGUUCUCGUCAGAACUCGUGUACCGUGUCCCAAAUUUAUCAUAUCAACCCGGAAAGAGAACACGAAAUCGUUCAAAAAACUUUGGGUGUAGCCUAG
Molecule: messenger RNA, 720 nt
Organism: Copidosoma floridanum
Lineage: Eukaryota; Metazoa; Arthropoda; Insecta; Hymenoptera; Encyrtidae
Source: RefSeq, a predicted model, not a curated record